Molecule: messenger RNA, 1816 nt
Organism: Drosophila persimilis
Lineage: Eukaryota; Metazoa; Arthropoda; Insecta; Diptera; Drosophilidae
Product: facilitated trehalose transporter Tret1
Exons: 7
Coding region: 276-1733 (485 amino acids)
Biological process (GO): transmembrane transport
Cellular component (GO): membrane
Molecular function (GO): transmembrane transporter activity
Source: RefSeq, a predicted model, not a curated record
GUCCUCACAUCUUAUCAUCUUGUGGACUCACGUUGGGCAAAUAUAUAUCUGCAUAGAUAUUGCUCAUUUUAGCUGCCAACUCAACUAUACAUAAGCAAGUGGGAAACACUACUCUGGUCUGGUCACGGUCCUCCGUUGGGUUCAAUUGGAUAACGCUGCGGGCGACUCUUUUCGGGGAGCCUCUUAUCUGCUUCCACGUGUGUAGCUUCAGUGCAGCGCGUUGCAGGAAUAUUUAGUGCGGAAAAAUCAACUCUGAUCGGAACAGGAGCAACAUCAUGUGCCUACCCACGAAAGUCAGUGGCCGGGCCAUUCAGAGCGUUGCCACAGCCAUUGGCAACCUGCUCUGCUUUAACUUUGGGAUUAUGUUUGGCAUAACACCGGCCCACAUGGCCCUCUACGAGUCGGAGACUCGAACGCCGCUGAACAAGGUGACGGAUCCAGCAGGCACCGCCUGGCUGACAGGAUACCUCUUCCUCAGCGCUGCUAUCGGAGCUCUGGUUUCAGGAGUGUUGGCCCUGCGCAUCGGACCCAAGUCGGUGCUACUCUGGUCGGGCCUGCUGCAAAUUUUCGGAUGGUUUUGCAUUCACUUUGGCUUCGACAUUGUGCACAUUUACGCAUCGCGGAUGUUCACGGGUGUUGCCGCUGGAGCCGCCUUCGUCGUCCUGCCCAUAUUCAUUAACGAGAUAUCCGAGACGCGCGAGAAGGCGGCACGACUCACCUUCACCAUCGAACUGUGGCGCACCAUGGGCAUCCUGCUGGGCUUUGUCCUGAGCUACUACGUGCCCUACGACCUGGUCAACAUAGUCGGCUGUGCUGUGUCCUUUGUGUUCACCAUGAGCUUCCCGUUUGUGCAGGAGAGCCCGCACUUCUAUAUGCGUAACGAGAACGUGGCCUGCCUGGAGAAGUCGCUCCGCUGGUACCGCGGCAUCCGCGACAUCGACGACCGGGAGAAGCCCGAAUACCUCAGCGAACUGGCUGAGUUCAAGGCCGAGAUGAAGAGCCUGGGCAAGAACAUUGGCUCAACGCCCAUGCCCCAGAGCUACAUUGUUCGUCUGAUCUUUGUCAGCCUGCUGCUUACCGUCUGCGCCAAGCUCAGCGGCGUCUUUGUGGAGCUCAACUAUGCCGCCGACUUCCUGGGACGCACUGGCUACUCCACGGAGACGAACUACGUUAUCCUGGCCUCAGCCCAGUGCGUGGGCGCACUCCUGGCCCGUCUCGUCGGCCCUCGUCUGCCGCGCAAGCUUCUGCUUUGCCUCUCCUCGCUAAUGUCUGCUGCCGCGGUCAUUGCGCUGGCCCUGUUCAAGCAGUUUGGUAAAGACUGGAUGUUGGGUGCGUGUUGUGAGCGUUACCUGCCCAUUUUCCUGUUGGCCAUCCAGCUAUUGUUUGUCAGCUUCGGCCUGUACCCACUGGCGGCGGUUGUCAGCAGUGAAGUGUUGCCCACAAAGCUUCAUGAUGUGCUCUACUCGCUGGCCUCUGCGUUCUCCUGGCUGCUGCUUUUCGGCAUGAUUGAGGCAUUCAAUGCGGUCAAGACCUCGAUUGCUCCUGGCCUGGUCCUGUACCUGUGGGUCUUUGCCGGUGCCUCCAUAUUUGUGGGCUUAAUAUCGUUGCCCCUGCUGCCGGAAACACGCAACCGACGGGCAUCCGCCGUGCAACGUGAGCUCGGCUAUGUGGACGAUGGGGGAGUGGCCAAGGGCUCGGCUAUAACCAAUGGACACAUUGCCACACACAUUUGAGGCAUGCACCUGCUAGCUCGCAUACCAACGAUAGUAUUAAUAUAAUAAAUGUAGAUUAGUUUCGAUUUAACGAAGGACAGUAA